CAAAUUCCAGUCAUUCAAAUCUGCAAAGCGGAGGAGGUCUAUUUUUCGUUUCUCUCAAUCAAAACGCGACAAAGGUGGGUUUUAAACGCUUUUAACCGAAUUACACACGGAUUUCGAGCAAAACGAGAGCACACGAAGAGGAUCAAGGCAGUUUUGUGCAGAUCGGUGGAAAAAGACUAGACGACAUGCCGUUUACAAGGGGGAAGAAGCCAACGGUGUCUGCAGCGAGUAGACUGCCCAAACUGAGCACAAGAUCGGAAGAAAACCUGGAGGAGGGGUCACAGGUCAAAAGGUCGUCCUCUCCGCCCACUGGAGCGCCCAAAAAGAGGACGGCGUUCAUCGACAUCACAAAUGCUCAUAAAGUUGGGAUCAGUCUUCCCGGGAGAAAGAAGGAGGCCUCAAAGAAAAUUGUGAAGAAGUCUGCAGUCGCCUCCAGCUCCGUGUCGGCCAAGAACCAAGUCAACCUCAUCAAGUCCUCCUCUGUGAGCUCUGAUGAGUCGUCUGUCGAGAUCGAAAAAACUGAAGAGGUCAAGGUCAAGCUGGAAGAGCAGGAGGUCAAGGUCAAACAGGAAGUGCAGGAGGUCAAGCUAGAAGUGCAGGAGGUCAAGCAGGAAGUUAAACAGGAAGUCCAAGAGGAUACAGCGACUCCGGUCGAAAAGCUGGAGUCCAAUGCUGCGCCCUCUACUGUCCAAAAAGUACCAGCACACCUCCGGAGACAGCAGAUCCCAGCUGAGUUUGACAUAGACGCGGAGAACAGGGAGGACUGCGUCAUGUGUCCAGAAUACGCCAAAGACAUCUUCGACUACCUCAAACAGAGAGAGGAGAAGUUCGUGCUGCCGAACUACAUGUCCCUGCAGUCCAGUCUCAACCCCGAGAUGAGAGCCAUCCUCAUAGACUGGCUCGUCGAAGUUCAGGAAAACUUUGAGUUGUAUCAUGAGACCCUGUACCUGGCCGUGAAGAUGACUGACCACUAUCUGUCCAAGGCCUCUGUGCACAGGGAGAUGCUCCAGCUGGUUGGCUCCACCGCCAUGCUCAUCGCCUCCAAGUUUGAGGAGCGCAGCCCGCCGUGUGUGGAUGACUUCCUGUAUAUCUGUGAUGAUGCGUACAAGAAGGAGGAGCUAAUCUCCAUGGAAAGCAGCAUCCUUCAGACACUCAGCUUCGACAUCAACAUCCCCAUCUCCUAUCGCUUCCUCCGCCGCUACGCAAAGUGUGUGAACGCAGGCAUGGACACCCUCACUCUGGCCAGGUACUUCUGUGAGAUGAGUCUUCUGGAGAUGGACCUGGUGGUGGAGCGUGGAUCUCUGUUGGCUUCAGCCUGUCUGCUGCUGGCUCUACUCACCAAAGACCUGGGUGGAUGGACCCCGUGUUUACAGUUCCACUCAGGGUACGACCUCUGUGACCUCAGCCCUGUGGUCAGAAAACUCUACUUCAGUCUGUCUGCACCUCUGGACGACCGGCUCAAAGCCAUACGCAACAAGUACUCUCACAAGGUGUUUUUUGAAGUGGCAAAGUUGCCUCUGGUGGACCUGGACAUGCUGGAAAAUGCUUUGUUGAAAAAAGAGAAAACGGAAGAACCGGUCUGAGCUUAACCAUGCGCUCAUCUGUAAAUACUGUGAAUACAUUUUAUAUUUAUACAUUUUGUGCGUCUUUUACUCUAAAAUCUGCAUUUCCUUUGCAACCGAAGUGUUCAAACGUGGGCAUUUAUUUUCAUGUUUUUUGCCAGUACGUUUUAGCAUUUUUAUUUAGUUAUAAUGCGAUUUUAAAGCCUUUUUAUAAUCCCAAUUAAAGAAAAGCCCUGUUGUGUGUAAACAGUGAAGAAUUGUAAUUGCAGCAUUCCUUUUCACUGUUUCGGAGCUGAAUUUACUAGUAAAUGAAGUUGUUGCCCAUGUGUUUUAUAGUCUGUUUUGUUACUACCAAAAGUGUAUUUUCAAACCUUGUACAGUUUAUCAUGUCCAUUCAGUAUUUGUACAAAAGACGACAAAAUGAGAAGCUGUUUUAAAAUGCUGUCAUGCAUACUCUUAAAAUAAAGUCUUUUGAUAUAAAUGUUAA
Molecule: messenger RNA, 2049 nt
Organism: Boleophthalmus pectinirostris (great blue-spotted mudskipper)
Lineage: Eukaryota; Metazoa; Chordata; Actinopteri; Gobiiformes; Gobiidae
Gene: ccnb3
Product: cyclin B3
Exons: 12
Coding region: 186-1583 (465 amino acids)
Biological process (GO): regulation of cyclin-dependent protein serine/threonine kinase activity; mitotic cell cycle phase transition
Cellular component (GO): centrosome; cyclin-dependent protein kinase holoenzyme complex; nucleus
Molecular function (GO): cyclin-dependent protein serine/threonine kinase regulator activity
Source: RefSeq, a predicted model, not a curated record